GUAUGAUUGACGUUGUUGCUUCUCGAGACAUAGUAAUUAGAAAGUGUCAAACGUACAGAUGUCUUUCUUUUUGUGAUUUUUCGUUCUCACCUGGACUAAACUAUGUUCCUCAGCAGCAUUUGAAACCGAAAGCUUUAUUCUCAUUUAAACACUGAAGAUCAGUUGAAGUCUUUGACCGUCUUUUAAGGAGUUCUGUCCAAGGAUUAUAAUGCUUGAUCAAUACCCAUCGAAAGCUUCCUCAACGUUUGUAAUUACCAACACGUUUAUUAAAUUAAAGAAUCAUAAUCCGUUGGUUGCAAAAUAGCUACCAUGAUCAUCAUCGCAUAAACAAUAGUGGAUUAAAGUCUUUUCUCUUUAUUUUAUUUUCUUGGCAAACAUAUUAUAUGAUCCAUACCGGCUGUUCUUUUUAAUUUUUUUUCCUCAAUGUAAAAACUUAAUCGUAAAAGCGGUUUUGACUUUUGAAGAUCCUUUGAUCGAAAUUCUGCGAUAUCGGUUGAUCGAUACAUUGAUGCUGUCGUCUGCUGAAACACCCGUUCUGUUGGAGUGCACAUAGGAUCGUGUUUAGAAGGAUGUUUACGACGUUGAAGUACGUGAUUAUCUUCAUGAUUAUGCUUCUGGAAUCUCAGGAGAUUACAGCUCUGCCUCGUCUUCUAGGGGGAAAUAACCCAGAUGAUGAUAGCGACGAAGAGAACUUCAGACCUGUCAUACCAUGGAAUUAUAGAGCAGACAAAGGUCCUCAUAAGUGGGGUCAGAUGUUUCCCUACCAAUGCGCUGGAUCGAUGCAGUCCCCCAUCGCUAUACAAACCAUUAACACCAAGAGGAAAGAGUGGGGUCCCCUGGAGAUGAAUGGGUAUGGUGAUACCAACGGGAAGAGGAUGACGCUUACGAACAUCGGACAUACAGUGGAGUUAAUGUUAGAGGGUAACUACACCCUACGCGGAGGUGGACUUGAGGGAACCUAUGUGGCUGAUCAGGUGCAUUUCCACUGGGGGUUCUCCAAUGAGCAGGGGUCUGAACACGUGUUAGACCGAAGAAAAUAUCCCGCGGAGAUGCAUAUUGUGCACCAUCAGCAGUCAUUGAUAGGGGAUAGUGUAUUUCACACGCCAUGCGGUUUGGCAGCCAUUGGUAUCUUUAUUGAGAUCGGAGAAAGGAAUGCAGCUUUUGAAAAAAUAGUGAAACAUUUCAAAGACAUCCAAUAUAAAGACGAGUCGCAUCUUUUGACCGAACCGCUUCAACUCGAUGAACUAUUCCCGAAGAAUAUGAGACACUUCUACCGUUACCCGGGCUCAUUGACCACGCCCCCAUGCUACGAAGUAGUCACGUGGACAGUCUUCAAACAACCAAUCACAGUAUCUCAGGAACAGAUGUCUGCAUUGCGCAGUGUCUUCGAGACGACUCGACACGCAUUUACCUACCACUCGGAGACGCCCAUUCUGCUGCAGAACAACUUCAGACCGGCGCAGCGCAUCAAUGGUCGGGACGUAUACAGGUGCGGAUUCUGAAGCAAGGUCGCAUGUUGAUGGCUCGUGCUCUUCUGUACAAUAUCUUACCAAACGACAUUUAAAAACAUUGAAAAUAAAAUUGUAAAACGACGAACCAAUACCUCGUAGAAAAGGGGACCGUUUCAUAUAAGUUCCUGUUUCUAUUUGUGGUAACUCCCGUAUAGGAACUCGGCAGGAUAGCAUUUUGC
Lytechinus variegatus (green sea urchin) is the source of this 1690-nucleotide messenger RNA. Its product is annotated as carbonic anhydrase 13-like. Gene Ontology annotation, cellular component: plasma membrane. Gene Ontology annotation, molecular function: carbonate dehydratase activity; zinc ion binding. The transcript has 8 exons. The record is from RefSeq and is a predicted model, not a curated record. NCBI's taxonomy places the organism in Eukaryota, Metazoa, Echinodermata, Echinoidea, Temnopleuroida, Toxopneustidae. The coding region runs from base 570 to 1502 and encodes 310 amino acids.